Messenger RNA from Pongo pygmaeus (Bornean orangutan), 1852 nucleotides. It is a transcript of the gene CIB2, whose product is annotated as calcium and integrin binding family member 2. Gene Ontology annotation, molecular function: calcium ion binding; magnesium ion binding. Bases 609 to 1187 code for a protein of 192 amino acids. Gene Ontology annotation, cellular component: cytoplasm; cell periphery; stereocilium. The record is from RefSeq and is a predicted model, not a curated record. Lineage: Eukaryota; Metazoa; Chordata; Mammalia; Primates; Hominidae. Gene Ontology annotation, biological process: calcium ion homeostasis. The transcript is spliced from 5 exons.
AGGUCGCGACGCGAGACGCUGGCGGAGCCCGACCCCAGCUAGAUCCACGCACUCACAGUCCUCGCUGCCGCCCCAGCCCCAAGGUCAAGGGGCGCCACUCGCCCCACUGCCCGCCUCGACAGGGUUUUUUCCCAGGCCCCGCACCCUCACCCCGUGCGACCUGGACUCCUACAGCGGGACCCGGGCGCAAGGCUCUUCCUGCCGCGGGGCGGAGUCGCCGCCGCUCCGGGUCUUUGUCCCCGCCUCCGAGACCCCCGCGCGCCCCCAGCACUUCCGGCCGCGGGAGCCCAGGGUUUCUGCCGGGAAGCUUCUCCCGCGGCCAGGUCGCCUCCUGCCGGGACCCCGGCGCGCUGCAGCCGCGGAGCCGAGUGCCCGCCCCUCUUCCCGCCGGGGGCGGAGUCGCUGACGCUCCGGGUCCCUGUCCCCGCCUCCGAGACCCCCGCGCGCCUCCUCCAGGCGAGCUGCCGGGCGGGAAGGGUCCGGCUGCCGUGGGCCGCUGCCAGCCGCGGGGCUGCCGAGGGCCGCGGGCACGGGGCGCUGGCUCCGGGUCUGGCGGCCGCUGAUGGGAGGCGGAGCCCGGGCGGGCGAGCGGCGGCGCGGCGGCCACCAUGGGGAACAAGCAGACCAUCUUCACCGAAGAGCAGCUAGACAACUACCAGGACUGCACCUUCUUCAAUAAGAAGGACAUCCUCAAAUGGGGAAACCGAGGCUCAGAGGGAUUCGGUCACUCAUCCAGGGUCACACAGGCUGUCCACAGUCUGGCUCCGGGGCCCUCCUGCUUAUCCUGCACCCACAGUGAUUGCUGUGUGUGUUUUCUUCAGGAGAAUCCCUUCAAAGAAAGGAUCGUGGCGGCGUUUUCUGAGGAUGGUGAGGGGAACCUCACCUUCAACGACUUUGUGGACAUGUUUUCCGUGCUCUGCGAGUCGGCUCCCCGAGAGCUCAAGGCAAACUAUGCCUUCAAGAUCUAUGACUUCAACACUGACAACUUCAUCUGCAAGGAGGACCUGGAGCUGACACUGGCCCGGCUCACUAAGUCAGAGCUGGAUGAGGAGGAGGUGGUGCUUGUGUGCGACAAGGUCAUUGAGGAGGCUGACUUGGACGGUGACGGCAAGCUGGGCUUUGCUGACUUCGAGGACAUGAUUGCCAAGGCCCCUGACUUCCUCAGCACUUUCCACAUCCGGAUCUGAGGACACUGCCGAGGCUGCAGGGGCCUAGAAGUCCACUGUCCUGCCCUACAGUCACAUGGGUGUGGCCUCCAAGCUCCCCAGGAAAGCAGUGGCAGCCUCUGGGGUUUACACCACGAAUAUAUCCUGUGGCCCUUUCAGCAAAAAAAAAAAACCUUAACCAGGAAGGGGGCCUGUGAGGGUUAGGACCCUUCCCACAGCCCCCCUGUGGUCCAGCCCCGGGACCCAUGGCCUCUCUCCAGGCCCUCCGCACCCCGCCCCAUACCCCAGUCCUUUCCUACUCCAGAAAUGCUCCCCACCCCCUCAGAGGGAAAGGCAGAUAACCCAACAGGAGGUGGUGGGGUCUGACGUGUCCAAGUGCUGGCAGACACCCUGGUCACCCAGGACAGAGUGGAAAAAAACAAAAGAGGUCAGGGUUUUAACGAGCUAUGCAAUCUUUUUCCAAAACCCAAGGUUGGGCUGCUCCCCACCCCUGCCUGUUCCCCUUCCUCCGGCCUCCUUCACAAUGUGAAGCUGUGGGUGCCGUGGGCCCAAGGGCUCUUGCUGCUGUCUCUGCCUCUGGGUCAUGAGUACCACCCUGCCUGCCCUCCCCAACACCGUGGAAUCCUCACUGGUGUGUGCUGUCCACAGAUUUGUGAACUCCUGGUAUUAAAACACUUUUGCAUCCC